AACAAGGCCUAACAGAAUUAAGAACUGCAUAUAUAUCAACACAGAGGGAAGAAGCCCCAUUAAGCAAUUUAACAAAGCAUAUCUCACCCAGACAAAGUCGCAGAACUAACAGAAGGAGGAGCCUGGUAGGCUGGUACAGCAAAAAAUAAGGCCCUACUCACAAUAACAGAAGGGGUCCAAUUGAUGAUAAUGAGUUUGCUUAAAGCUCUGGCAUGCUCAUAUUGCAUAUUCAAUAGGGAAUUGGAGCUUGCAUUUUGUGAGUUUUAUAUGAUCUGAAAAGGGUACUCAAGUUUAAGAUCAAGAAUUUGCUGGAGUGAAAGAUCAAGAAGAAAGACAAUGAUUGCUACUAGCAAGGAAGAUGGGAAAUUGAGUGAUAGGAAAAUGGAAGGAGAUGAGGGUAUGAGGACAUUGGAGUGCCUAAGAGGAAGACUACUGGCAGAGAGACAAGCUUCAAGGGUGGCAAAAGAGGAUGCAGAAUCCAUGGCCAAGAAGUUGAUAGAGCUACAGAACAGGCUGAAAGAAGAGACGAAAUUGAAGAACAAAGCUGAAAAGAAGCUCAAAUUCUUGAAGACAAAGCUUGAAUCUUUGAAACCUUCUUCUGUACCAGUUGAAUCAGAACAGUCAAGUUCCUCCGAAUGUAGUGAAACAUCUAGAAGGCAAUCCACAAGUACUUCAAGCUCCAAUAACCCAGAAGACAAUGAGCCCAAGCCCACAGUCAAAGACUCAAACUUCUCAGGAACAUCCAGUCAAAAUCAAGUAGUGAAGUCCACCACAUCUGAGAAAAGUCAUGAGAGUGAUCUUUUCACUGAAGAAAAUUCAACUGCUCAAAGUACUAGUCCUGCUUCCAGUUCCACUUCUAGCUUAGAAUUUCCUUCCCCAGAAUACUCGGGUCAUAAAUCUGAAGAUUCAAAGAGUGGUGAUCAUAUUAGUUACUCAAACCAAAAGUCUACAAUGGAAAAGAUUGAGAAUGAGAAUGGGAACUUGGAUUAUGUUGAUAACAAACUUGCAUUAGUCCCUGUGAUUAUGCCUGCUACCUCUCACACCAGUACAACUGACCUGAAGCCAGUCAGUGCAAGUGUUAGAGAAGUUCUUGAUGUUCUAAGGCAUAUCAGAGAAAAUAUUCAAAGUUCAAUGGAGAAAAGGCACGUGACUAGAGUAACUGGCCCAACUGAUCAAACUCAAACAUGCAAAUAGCAAUAAACAAUAAUGUAUUAUAAUCAAAUUCUUUUUAGAUGAUCUAGUUGAAUAUGAUACAUUGUAUACGAAAGAGCAGAGUGUUUGGAUGGAUUAAUAUUUGUCGAUGAGUAAUAAAGUUGCUUGGGCUGUGCACAAUUCAGUCACAGAGAGCAUGUGAA
Rosa chinensis is the source of this 1355-nucleotide messenger RNA. Its product is annotated as serine-rich adhesin for platelets. The record is from RefSeq and is a predicted model, not a curated record. Lineage: Eukaryota; Viridiplantae; Streptophyta; Magnoliopsida; Rosales; Rosaceae. The coding region runs from base 337 to 1194 and encodes 285 amino acids. The transcript has 6 exons.